Messenger RNA from Dothidotthia symphoricarpi CBS 119687, 2334 nucleotides. RefSeq names its product HET-domain-containing protein. The record is from RefSeq and is a predicted model, not a curated record. The coding region runs from base 1 to 2334 and encodes 777 amino acids. The transcript has 2 exons. Lineage: Eukaryota; Fungi; Ascomycota; Dothideomycetes; Pleosporales; Dothidotthiaceae.
AUGUUUUGCGACAUCUGCGUAGGCGUUUUACAAUACCGUCGUAAUCCCAUCCCUCGGAACAAAUCGCACGACGAUGAGCUAGAUGACGACGGAUCGACAAAGGAUGGAGAGGAAACAGAAAACGAGGUUGAGAUGACGAGUGAAGACAAAGUAGAAGACCAAGAAGCGGUGGAGGAUGAAGACAUUGCGCAAGGCCAAGAAAGGACCGAGGAUGAACAGCAACAGGCCGAAGAAGAUGAGUGGACAGAGGAAGAAGAAAGUAGUGGUGAUGAAGAGAAGGGGAGUGAAAGUUCAUCACGAGAUGACUGUUUCACCGGUUCCCUUGCGUUUGGUCAUCAGCGUUCGUCCUCGGCCUUGAUCAAGUCAGCGAAGGCUGGAUGCUAUAUAUGUAAAACGGUUUGGGACUCGCUACCCAAAUCUGUGCAAGGAAACGUAUGUGCUGUAGAGAGCGAAUUCGCAACAAACAAGGAACAAGAACUGGACGGAGCCAAGCGUGAUCCAUCAAACUCGUCCGUUUUCUUUACACAUGCAUAUCUCUGGGCACUCGCACGUAAGCCACCUGGCUCGCUAUAUCUAAGAAUCGUUCUUCCUCCUCAAAUCUUUGAGAAUCAUCAUGAUACAACGAGCGAUUUUCGCCUCACACCAGCACCUGUCACUAAACAAGGGGCUGAGGAGAGUUCAUUGGUAGAUGUGACCUCUACUCAUACUUUCUCCAACGAAUCUAUCAGAACAGCCACGAGAUGGAUGAACGUGUGUUUGAAAACUCAUUCAGCGUGCAACAGAGACACGUCUGACGUGCCAUGGUUACCCACACGCCUGCUCGACUUGGGUGAUUCCGGUGAGCAUGAUGAGAUCGUGCGUCUGAUUCAUACAGCUGAAGAGAGGCCUGUUGAAGAGUUGAUAUAUCUUACAUUAAGCCACCGAUGGGGCGCAGCACAAUUCAUCCAGCUCACACGAUUCAACAUGGCACAAUUCCUCAAUGCUAUUACAGUUGCUGAUAUGCCGAGGACUUUUAGAGAGGCCGUAUUUGUGUCAAGAACAUUAGGCAUCUCUUAUCUCUGGAUAGAUAGCCUCUGUAUCAUACAAGAUAAAGACGAUUUAUCUGAUUGGUUCCGUGAGGCAGAAUUGAUGCACAAAGUAUACUCGCAUUCGUACUGCAACAUCUCCGCAUCAGAUGCAGAAGACAGCACAGAAGGAUUAUUUCGGAACCGGACGAUACGUGUGGCAAAAGCGAAGGUCUAUAUGAGAGACUUUCAUAGGGCAGCCAACUGUACCGACGUCGCAGAACUUACGACUUUCAGCCGUAAGUUCUGGGACCGUAAUGUUACACACUGUGGCAUAAACCAACGAGGCUGGGUCUUCCAAGAGAGAAUCCUUAGCCCCCGAAUUCUUCAUUUUGGUAAAGAACUGUUCUGGGAAUGUCGUCAGCACAGCGCGAGCGAGACAUACCCAAGAGGACUUUCUGAUUACUUCGAUAAAAACCCCUCAUCGCGCUUCAAGAUUGACAAUGAUAUCUGCAUGCGUACAACUUUACCACAUGCGCUCAAUAACAAACACGAAUGGUAUGCAAAAUGGCAUAGCCUAGUAGAGACCUACUCCGCGACACACUUUACAAAUCCGAAUGACAAACUCAUCGUGCUCUCCGGUAUAGCCAAGCAAUUUGCAGCUCUCACUAACGACAUAUAUGUGGCAGGGCUUUGGCACGCAGUGCUUGAGUUGGAGCUUUUGUGGAUGACCCCAACGAAAACCAAGCACAGCGAUGAUGUGUUCAAGUGGGCGCGUCCUGUCCUCUAUCGUGCUCCGACUUGGUCGUGGGCAUCAAUAGAAGGACCUGUCUUGCUAUACCAGUGGGUCCCUAAGCAGAUAUUGUUUGAGGUACAAGAUGUGGUCCUCGAACAUGCAACCAAGGAUGUCACAGGACGUGUCAAAAAUGGAUGGUUAGAUUUGCGAGGGUACUUGAAACCAAUGAAGGUUACUCGAGAUGCCACGCGUACAAGAGAUUUGCACGUCCCUUGGGUUUCCACCAGCCCUGAGUUCACUCUCACGUUUGACGUCACUCCGGCGGACGAAUCGAUCUUGGAGAACGAAAGUGAGAAAGACAAAUUCUUCUUCAUUCUCGGCGCGGUGGGAGUACCUGUUGAGGGAUACACGUAUGUCUUGCUUCUACGGAUUGUUGAUGUAGCAAAGGGCGAAUACGAGAGGGUUGGAGUUGGGAGUGGGUUUCUAAGCCCUGAGGAACUGUCUUUUGUAGUUUCUGAAUUGGGCGAAGAGACUAAGAAAAAGGUUCCCUGUCUGCGCUACGACAACGGACAGCACACGAUUCGAGUCAUUUGA